Molecule: messenger RNA, 555 nt
Organism: Ramularia collo-cygni
Lineage: Eukaryota; Fungi; Ascomycota; Dothideomycetes; Mycosphaerellales; Mycosphaerellaceae
Exons: 1
Coding region: 1-555 (184 amino acids)
Source: RefSeq, a predicted model, not a curated record
AUGGCUGAUCAUAUCAGAAGCAUCCAAGAAGGGCUAUUGGUCAAAAGUCUCUUUCAGCAUGCGGAGUCCAUCAAGCCUCAGCACGCUUCUGACCACGACGCCGAGAAGCCAGAAGCAGUGCCCUGGCAUCAGUUUCUCGAUGAGCUCUGUCAUCUCUGUCAGUUCCGACGAGGCGGCGAGGACAUCACAGCAAUAGCAGUGGAACGGACCAAGAAAGGCCAUAGAAUCUUCUGGAUCGCCACGAACUCCGGUAUGAAGCCUGAGUCGGAUGCUAGGAAAAUCGCUCGCAAAGAACAUCUGGCCUGGAUCUUGAAGACUAUCACAGCUCCGCGUGGUUGGAAUGUCGAAAUGGAAAAAGAAGAUGCUUCGGAGCUUGUUUUCGCGGAGGCUAUCAGGAAGAGCCCACAGAGAAUCAAAAACUAUCAGCACAGACUACUCUCGAUUGUGAAUGAAAUCGAUACUCAAGGAGACAACAGCGGCAGAACAGGCAAGGCUCUGAGAACACAAUUAGCAAUACACGCUAACACGCACAACGAAAGCUUCUCUUCUGGCUAG